Messenger RNA from Papaver somniferum (opium poppy), 483 nucleotides. Its product is annotated as S-norcoclaurine synthase-like. Gene Ontology annotation, cellular component: nucleus; cytoplasm. Bases 1 to 483 code for a protein of 160 amino acids. Lineage: Eukaryota; Viridiplantae; Streptophyta; Magnoliopsida; Ranunculales; Papaveraceae. The record is from RefSeq and is a predicted model, not a curated record. Gene Ontology annotation, biological process: abscisic acid-activated signaling pathway; defense response. Gene Ontology annotation, molecular function: abscisic acid binding; protein phosphatase inhibitor activity; signaling receptor activity. The transcript has 2 exons.
AUGCACGGCCACGUAACAAAAGAGAUGGAUGUUGUUGGAGCAUCCGCCGAUGAAAUUUUGGCCGUGUACGGUUCAAAAGAUCUUCCAAAGCUCAUCGUCACUCUCCAACCAGAUGUUUUCGAGAAAAUCGAUUACGUCAAAGGUGAUGGAGGUCAGGGUACUAUCUUGCAUAUCGUUAUGGCCCAAGGAAUACCAGGGCCACAUGAAUGGAGAGAAAAGUUUGUGACAAUUGAAAACUGUAGAAGGGUGAAGCAGCUUCAACAGAUUCAAGGAGGAUAUCUUGAUAUGGGAUUUUCUUUGUACAAAGUCACAUAUGAAAUCCUACCUAAGCACCACAAUUCUUGCAUCAUUAGGUCUACGGUCCAGAUUGACCUUGAUGACAAGAAUUUCGAAACCAACGCUAGUCUUAUCACCGUUGAUUCUAUGUGGGAUAUGUCAAAAUCUAUUGCCAAAUAUGUUCUUGAUAACAAAGCUAAACAGUAG